AUGUAUAUGAAUUAUGGGCCAGCUUCUGUUGGAGUGUCUGUAUCAAGAAAUCAGAAAGCAAAGCUCAUUUCCGAUUAUGGAGAUUUACUUAAAGAACUUUCGACACCUGAAAUAAAGUCAAUUGGUAAUUAUAUUUUAGGGGAGGAUCUUGGUCAAGGAGCAUUUGGAAAAGUUAAGCUUGCGACACAUAUAUUAACCGGUCAAAAUGUUGCCAUAAAAAUAAUACCAAAGAUUCAUGCCGAGCAACUUACUGGCGAAAUACAUCAUCAUCGAUAUCUACAUCAUCCAAAUAUCAUAUCACUGCUUGAAGUUAUACCUACUGAAACACAAAUUUAUAUGGUAUUAGAAUAUUGCAAGGGUGGUGAAUUAUUUGACCUUCUUAAUGACAAUAAAGGAGGCUUUAAUGAGAAAUUAGUGCGAAAAAUGUUUAGUCAGCUUUGUAAAGCUGUUAAAUAUUGUCAUGAUAGAAGAAUUGUUCACAGAGACCUUAAACUUGAGAAUGUUCUACUAGAUUCCAAUAAUAAUGUUAAAUUAGGUGAUUUCGGCUUUGCUCGUGAUUGUGAAAUAAAUCAGCUUUUGGAGAGUGGGUGUGGGUCACCGGGUUAUACAGCACCAGAGGCUGAUAUAUGGUCCUUAGGCGUUAUUUUAUAUACUUUACUUUGUGGCGAACUUCCAUUUGAUUAUGAUGAUGAAGAAGAAGAGCAAGUUAUGAUAAACAAAAUAUUAAGUGGGACAUAUGAAGUGCCAGAAUCAUUAUCAGAUGAUGAUGACAAAAAAGAUGAUGAUGAGGACCAGUGGAUUACUACUAAUGAAGAUGCUGAAGGUGAAGAUUCAAUAUCUUAUGACGAAAACAGCGGAAGGAAUACAAAGAAAAAUAGUCAAAAAGCUGAAAAAGACAAUUCAGAUCAUUUAAAUGCUGUAAGCUAUCUUGAAAAACAACGUCAAGAAUUAUUUGCCAUAAAAUCAUCAAUAGGUAAUAAUCAUGAACAAAAGACGUUUAGCCCUCGUGAUAAUCAUUAUAAUAAUAACUUUGGAAAAAAAACCGUACCUUCCGCGUAUCGACGAUAUGGUGCUAUACAACAGCAGUCUACUGUAAGUUCAUCUCCCCCUAAAUCAUGGGGACCAUCAAAGUCUACCAAGACUUCAAGAAGACAUUCAAUUGAUAGUAAAGCUUUCAAUGAGAAAGUAUUCUUUACUUCUGUUGAAGAAAAAGAAUUGUUAGAGAAAAUGGAAGAUUUAGGACUUGACGUGGCAGAAAUUAAAAAAAGUGUGUUAGAAGACACUACAAGAAUUAUGGUUGAUGUUGCUAUUGGCACUAGUGAUUUUGAGGUUAAAAUAACGAAAAAAAAUGAUAGUGAAAAAGAAAAUAUUGUCAUCGAAAUUCCUGAUGAUAAUAUUACCAAUUCUCGAUCUUCAAAUGAUUCUGCAGAUUUGGAGGUAGCUAAAACGUUAAAACUGAUGGAGGAUGACAGUUUUCUGCUUACUCCGCCACCUAAAACUUAUCAUGCAGUACCCGCCACAAGAGAACGUCGAAAAUCAUUAGUAUUGGCACAUCCCGAAGCUGUAGAACCUGUUUUAACAACAAUAACGGCAACUGCGUCUCCUCCUUUAUCACCCAAAAAAUAUUCUUCUUUUACAAGUCCUUUAAGUUCAAGAUCCGUAAGUUGGUGGGGAGGAACUUCACAUCAUCCUAAAGAUGGCGGUGCCGGCAUUGGAAGUGGCGGAUAUAAAAAAACUGGGUUGAAUUGGCCUGAUAAUGGUGCGGUUGUCCCUUCCGAAUAUGUACGAUCAAGGACAAGAGCCAAUCGAAGGAGUGGUAGUAAAACACCACCAAACUAUGAAGCCAAUAAUGAUCGAAGGUCAUUGCCUCUCUCAAAUAAUUCACUUCGGGAUAAAAAAAAGAAAAGAGGCUCAUUACAAGGUAGUAAAGGCCGACGUCCAAAUCCUUUAAUGAUACCUCCAGUAACUCCUUCUGUUGUGCUCUCGCAAAAUUCACCUGCAUUGACGGCACCCAUUCUUGGUACUCCUCCUGCUCGCACGAAAGCUACUUUCACGAUCAAUCGACGCAAACCUUUCGCAUAUCCUGGAUCAUCGUCUUGGGGACGAAAGACGGUUAAAAGGCAAAGUAAUGGCUCAAUUAAUAUUCUGUUGGACAAUCUUAAUAAUGCUGGAUUUGUCACAUCUGAAAAUAUGAACGAUAAAAGUGAUGAAAUCGAAGAUGAAAACUCCACUCAUCAUAAGAAAAGUGCAAUAGAAAUAUCUGAUGACGAUGUUCAUUGUCAAUCUGCUAUAGAUAAAUUGACAUUAAAUGAACAGUCAAAAAUAAUAGAAUCAUCUAAAUCAAAAACAAUUAUAUUAGCUUCUCCUCCACCUACGCCACCGCCGCCAUCACCAUCCUCCUCUUCUACAUCUCUAAAUAGAGAAACAGAACAAACACCAAUAUCGAUGCAACAGUCUUCAACGCUAUCUCAACCUUCAAAAAUCAAUCAUAAUUUAGAAUCACCCUCAGAUAAAAACAACCAAUUUUCACGGCAAGUUAUAAAUGAACUAUCAAGUGAUGAUGAAGAUUCAGAUGUUUUUGUUGACGCGUGUGAUUUCCUUUCUAUUAAAGCGACAUCACCUUCACCUUUAACUUUACCUUCUAAUAGUUCUUCGCCCAUUUUUAAACCUGACGGGACAAUUAUGAAUCCACCUUCCUUCCCUGUACCUCCCCCUCGAUCAUCUAAUUCUUCACAUCCCAAAUCAGAUUCUAUUUCUUCGCCUGUUUUGUCUCCCAUCAGAGAUAUCGAUGAAAAUAAUGUAAAGCCGGCAGAAAUUUCCGUAUAUCGAGGUCAUGUUCCUGCGAUAACAACAAAUGUCUCUAUCGAUUUAAAAGAUAGUGUUCAAAUAAAUUCCUCGACAGAUUUACUUUCGACACCUCCAGAAUCACCUAUACUUCCUACAACACAACUAUCAUCUUCCUUUUUAAAACAAUCUCAAGUUCUUCAUCAUAAAAAUAGUAUUCAAAUAAAUUCCUCGAUAGAUUUACUUUCGACACCUCCAGAAUCACCUAUACUUCCUACAACACCAUUAUCAUCAUCUUCCUUUUUAAAACCACCUCAAAUUCGUCAUCAUCAUAAACCUCGUGCUCGUUCUUCUCCAUUACCCCUGGAUACUACUAAAAUAUUAGAGUCCGAAAAAAAGCUCAUUAUUGGCAGUGCCGAUAAUGGAAAAGCCCAAAAUGGAAUAAUAUCUGAAAGCCACUCGAAAAAAGACUCUAUAUUGUUAUCGUCAUCACCAACAAAAGGAAUUCCCCCUCUUAACGCAUCGCAUCGAAUAUUUCAAAUGAAUAAUCAUGUUGAUCGUGUUAUCAGACGUGGUAAUCCUCAAGGUUCUCGGUUUUCCUUAACAAGUCGAGAUAACCCGGGUAACAACAAUAGCUCUGGGCUGAAUGCUGGUCGUCGACCAAUGUAA
Ambispora leptoticha is the source of this 3453-nucleotide messenger RNA. NCBI's taxonomy places the organism in Eukaryota, Fungi, Glomeromycota, Glomeromycetes, Archaeosporales, Ambisporaceae. The record is from the annotation of a GenBank genome assembly.